AAGAAUUUAGAUUUAUUUUUUUAGCUAUAACCUCCCAUUAAAUAACUUCCAUCAUUUUUUUUAAUAACUUCCAUCUUUCCUAUUAUUUUUUUUAGGCGUAUAUACACACUUUUCAGUGCGUUUCUGGUGCAGCCAGCCGUACGGUGCGGCCGGGUGUCACAUUAGUAACCACUAGAGUAACCCCCUAAAGUGACCCCUCUAGUAACCCCACUUACGUAACCCAUCUAGUAAUCCUUCAAGUAACCCCUGACCGGACCUAGUAACUCCUGACCAAGUAACCCUGAUCGGACCUAGUAACCCCUAAUCCUACACCACCUCAAAGCCUUAAACUCCACCACACCACCACCACCACCUCCCGUACCCACUGCCCACGCCACCAGCUGCAGCACCAGAUCCGAUCCACCCAACCUAACCGGAACCCACACCCAAAACCCACCCUAACCACCAGCAACCACGCUGUUGCCACGAAAUUCGAACCCAAAACCACCCUAACCACCACGCCACCAUCAACCACGCCCAGCAACCCACACCUAGCCCUGAUACGUAUCCACCCUAACACUGACCAAACUCGAACCCACACCCAAAACUAACCCAACCCAGCCUAACCACCACGCGCAGCAACAAACCCAAAUCCAACCAACCCUAACCACCACGCGCAACAACAAACCCAAAUCCAACCCACCCUAACCACCACGCGCAACAACAAACCAAAAUCCAACCAAAACACAAACCAAACCGGAAAAAAAAAAAUCAAAUCUAACAAAUACCUUAAUUAUUAACAAUGGCUUCAAAUUUCACUUCAAAUAGGCUAAAAAGGCCAAAUUCGACCAUGAAAACACUAGAUCUAGAGUUUUUAUGGCUGAAUUUAGCCUUAAAAAACCUCUAAGUUGUUUUUCGACGAUGGAGUACGAAGAGGUUCACGACGACCACGAGCUAAGUAGAAAGAAGUCAACGGCGAUUAGAGUUGGAGAAGAGGUCGACGACGAUCUGGGUUGGAGCAUGAAGUCUUGCUUUAAGGAUGAGAAAGUGGAGGAGAGGAGAGAAAAAAGAGAAAAAAAUUUUAAAAAGUUUUUGUGGCUGGCCGUAUGGUGCGUUGCCGUAUAUAAAACAUUUUUUUUAGGAAACGUUAGUGUGUUAUUAUUAAUCAAGGUUCAAAGCAACUUUCCCCUCAAAAAAAAAUUCAAAGCAACUUUGUCCGAAAGAACAUACGGGAAAACCUUAGAAGGACAAGGUUCAAACCGCAUAUAAACCUUUGUGAAAAUGUGCUGUGGUUAAUUUAUUUACCUUUUCACCACCUUAUUUACGGAAUUACAUUGACUCAUUGAGUGGAAUAGACAACUUAUUUCAUUUUGACACAAUUGAGCAUUUUCUCUCUUUCUCUCUCUCUUCAAAUUCUCUUUCUCUCCUCAAAUUCACAAAAUCUCCAGUUAGUGAUUGCAGUUGUUGUGACAAUUUCAAGUGGAUUUGCGAUUUCAAUUUCAUGAAAGCACCAAAAUUUGCAGGUUUGGAGAGAUAUAAAUUGAAAUUUUGGCUGAGAAAGCACCCAAUUUUAAAAGUUGUAGUCAAAUGAAUGCCGGGGAAACAAACUACAUUCUUCUUCCAAAUGAUUUGUUAGGGGGUAUCUUUUCAAGGCUGCCUGUAAAAGACUUGUUGCGAUUAAGAUGCGUCUGCAGGUCAUGGUGUGCCCUCAUUGACGAUUUUAGCUUCAUUUUGACACACCACCGUGCUCAGUAUGCAAUCCACAAAGCAGAUGGCGAUGUGCCACUCCUCAUUUGGUAUCAUGAUUUAGCAUGUGGAGAUCGGUGCUAUCUUUUAUCUAAACACCAAGGGGGUGACGUUCUUUUGAAUUUGAUAUCAGAUGUUGAACGUGAUAGAAAUUAUGUUCUUACUGUUGAUCCAAAUGUAAUAGUGAAAGCUCUUUGUAAAGGCACUGCAAAUGGCAUUAUUUGCUUCGAAAUUAUAUUGUUUCAUAAAGAACGGAGUGGCUAUGAUCUCUAUGAAUACCGUCUUGGCUUAUGGAAUCCAGCCACAAGAGAUUUUAAGAUUGUUGCAUAUCCAAAAGCCCCAGAUCAACGGUUCCCCCAAGGCGGUCAUGUUGUUCGUGGCUUCAUGUACGAUGCUAUGUCUAACGAUUUCAAGAUUUUGGCAACAUCUUGUAUUGUGUGUGACCCUGACUCAUACAUAAGUUUGGCUUAUGAUAUUUACUCACUGAGCACCAACUCAUGGAAGAGGCUUAGUAAUCAGCCAAUUUACUUGGGUGCUCGUGGCCCUGGCCUUGCUAUUGUCUCACCUUCGACCAUGGAUACGUUUGUAAAUGGUGUUUAUUAUUGGAUUGCCUCCUUGUCUACUGGAGACGGAACCAAGGACUGGAUCCUUUCAUUUCAUUUAAGUACCGAGACAUUUAAGUUAUCUGAUGCACCACAAGGGGUUGUUCAGCCCAGUUUGCAUUUAUAUAAUGGGUCCAAAUGGGAAAUUGGUCUUUACAAAGAAUUCCUUGCGCUAUAUGUUACCCAGAAUCUCGAGCAAGUGGGUAGCAUUGAAAUCUGGGUGGUUACUGAAUUUGACAAUUUGGGAGCUCCAAUAGCAUGGCAGUGCUUGUUUGUAACUUCACCUAUCCAUGUACAAUAUGGUCCAUAUGCCGUUGGAUCACGGCUGGAUGGUGAUCUCCUGGUCAAAAUUGCUGAUACGCUGUGGGUUUAUGAUCCCAGAACAAGCCAGUGUCGAGAUUUGAGUGUAAAAGUUGGUUACUGCUUCAGUUAUGUAGAGAGUCUAUUCCCUCUGUGAAGGAGAGUGAUCAGGAGUUAAUAAUGUAUCAUCUCAUCAUGUUCUGGAUUAUGUAUGGAUUUGCUUCAAAUUGUGGUUUGGAUGGUCUCGCAUAUUGUCUAAGUGAUCCAUCUAUUAUGGCAGAGGCUAGAGUUCCUGUGGCAAGAGGGGAUGAUCAUCAAUUUAUGAGGUAGUCUUUUUGUUUGUUGUGUUGGAAGCUUAUUAGCUCAAUUGGUCGAGCACUGUGAUUUCACAAGAUGUAGAUUCUGAAAAGCAUGCAUUAGAGUACAAAUCCUUGAGAAAUCUACUUCAGGAUUCUGAAAGUACUGUUGCAAGUUUGAGAUCAGAAAUAGAGGCCUUGAAGCACUCUAAGGAAAUGAUUGAGGAACAAUUUGAAAUUUACAAGAUGGGAAAUGAAGAUCUGAAUUUGAAGCUUUUGGCAGUCAAUUCUAGAAUGGAUGAAUCCCACCAAAAGAUUGCAUCCUUACUGGAAGAGAUGAAGAAUAAGGAGAAUCAUUGUGAAGAGUUGGAGGCAAAAUGCCACAAUUAUUUGCAGGUCCAACUAAAGAGGGUGCAAAAGGCGGAUACCAUGAAACAUCUCGAUCAAGGCAAAAAGCAACUUAGAAAUGAAUGUGAAAUAUCAGGAGCUUCAGAGAAGCUAGCAGAGUGCCAAGAAGGAAGCAAUGGCCUCAUCACAAGAUGCUGUGAUUUCUGACAAAUUCAUCUCCACUCCAACUAGGAGUGCUCCUGGUGUUACCUCAACCCCGGAAUCUGAGAAAAAGCUAGCUAGCCAAAGGUCCUCUCUGCUGGACCAAAUGCAAUAUACUGAUGAACCUGAUCAACUUGAAUCACCAAAAACCAAGGAAAUUAUAUGUACCAACCAUCAUUCUGGUUCACAAAAUACUGGUAACGUUGCUGCAAAGAUAAACGAUGACAUUGCUUUGGGUCCUUUGGCUAUUGUACCAUACCAAAAACCACAGGUGGACCUUUUAAGAAGCUCUUGAGGAGGAAAAAGAAAGGCCUUAGUAAAAAGAUGCAACUUCCAUUUGAGGCCUGAGACACAUGAAAGCAAUAACUGAUGCAUGGAAAUCUCAUUUGGGCUGAUUUCGGAGUUGAAUCUAGUUGAGUUGAGUGAUUCUUUGUUCUAGUCCCACAAUGUUUAUUUUAUAAAAAAAUCUUUUUAAUGUUUUCAUACUUUAAUUAAUGCUUAUAUGUAUCCCUAAGAGCUAUGUAUAACAUUUUCCUUAAUGGGUAAUGUUGUAGUAUUGUAUUA
This is a messenger RNA of Chenopodium quinoa (quinoa), 4036 nucleotides long. RefSeq names its product F-box/kelch-repeat protein At3g23880-like. The transcript is spliced from 5 exons. Bases 1567 to 2784 code for a protein of 405 amino acids. The record is from RefSeq and is a predicted model, not a curated record. NCBI's taxonomy places the organism in Eukaryota, Viridiplantae, Streptophyta, Magnoliopsida, Caryophyllales, Amaranthaceae. Gene Ontology annotation, molecular function: protein binding.